CCUUCUGGUAAUGACGUUUGCGUCAAUUUGAUGCAAUUCAAUUAAGUAACCACACAAUCACAAAGCUAGACCCCUUGAAAUAGUACCGUCCAACAACGUUGGUAAUCUAUUCCAUCGAGUUCGAGCUUAUAUGAAUCACCAACUGUUAAAAUUUUAGAUUCAUUAAACUAUUUAGAUUUAAUUUUUUUUUUUUAACUAUUAUAUGCAAGUCAUAUACAGUCAAUUGCCAUCAUAGUUAGCUCUCCCUUGUCCUUCUACUUCCGGGUUCAUAUUGUCUCAACUCUAGACCUUAGCUUUGCAUGUAAUGGUUUCACUUGCUCGUAAGCUGAUAGCAUCCAGGAACCCUAGUCCAAUAUCCAGAAGCCCACAAGCUUUGCAGCCCUUUGUCCCAUUUUCCCGUCUUCAAGAAACAAAACUCUUAGAAUGUCAUCUAGUUUCACUUCUUGACAACUGUAACAGCCUAAUUCAGAUCAAACAAGUACAUGCUCACGUUAUUCGUAAAGGUCUUGACCAAAGCUGCUAUGUUCUCGCAAAACUACUCCGUAUGCUCACUAAAAUCAAUGUCCCAAUGGACCCAUAUCCCUGUCUUGUAUUUCAUCAAGUGGAAUAUCGUAACCCUUUUUUAUGGACUGCCUUAAUUCGGGGUUAUUCAAUUCAAGGACCAUUGAAAGAGGCUGUGCGUUUGUAUAAUGCUAUGAGAAGGGAAAAUAUAUCGCCUGUUUCUUUUACUUUGACUGCUUUGCUCAAGGGUUGUUGUGAUGAGUUUGAGUUGAAUUUAGGUAGGCAGAUUCAUUGUCAGGGAAUAAAGAUCGGUGGGUUUUGUAAAGAUUUGUUUGUUCAUAAUAUUUUGAUUGAUAUGUAUGUUAAAUGUGGUUGGUUGGAUUGUGGUCGAAAGGUGUUCGAUGAAAUGUCUGAGAGGGAUGUGAUUUCGUGGACUUCGUUAAUUGUUGCGUAUUCAAAGGCUGGAGAUAUGGUGGCAGCUGUUGAGCUGUUUGAGAGAUUGCCUGUGAAGGAUUUGGUUGCGUGGACUGCUAUGGUGUCGGGUUUUGCACAGAAUGCUAAGCCAAGGGAAGCAUUGGAGUUCUUCUAUAGGAUGCAGUCUGGAGGUGUGGAGACUGAUGAGUUCACAUUGGUUGCGGUUAUUUCAGCUUGUGCACAGUUGGGAGCCGCUAAGUAUGCGAAUUGUGUUCGUGAUUUGGCUGAGGGAUAUGGUUUUGGACCUGCCAAUCACGUUAUGGUGGGGUCUGCAUUGAUUGAUAUGUACUCCAAGUGUGGCAAUGUGGAGGAAGCGUAUAAGGUUUUUAUGAAGAUGAAGGAAAAGAAUGUGUUCUCGUAUAGUUCGAUGAUCUUGGGUUUUGCAAUGCAUGGAUGUGCGAAUGCUGCAUUAGAUUUGUUCGAAGAAAUGGUGAAAACAGAGGUAAAGCCUAAUAAGGUGACAUUCAUUGGUGUUCUUAUGGCUUGUACUCAUGCAGGUUUGGUAGAAAGGGGUCGAUACCUGUUUGGUAUAAUGGAGAAACAUUAUGGUGUUGAACCAUCAAUAGAACAUUAUGCUUGCAUGAUUGAUCUCCUUGGCAGGGCUGGGCAACUAGAAGAAGCUCUUGAGCUUAUCAAAGCUAUGCCAAUGGAAGCUAAUAGUGGUGUCUGGGGAGCUUUGCUGGGAGCUUGUCGGAUUCAUGGUAAUCCUGAAAUCGCAGAAGUUGCUGCUAGCCGUUUAUUUGAGCUUGAACCUGAUAGCAUUGGAAACUAUGUCUUGCUUGCCAAUACAUAUGCUACAGCGGGAAGGUGGGAAGAUGUUUUAGGGGUAAGGAAAUUAAUAAAACAAAAACUGCUGAGAAAGGACCCUUCACGCAGCUGGAUUGAAGGCAAAGAGGGGGUGAUUCAUGAGUUCUAUGCUGGUGAUAUGACCCACCCAAACUCGAAAGAGAUUAAGGAAGCACUAGAGGGUCUUAUUAGUCGGCUUAAGUCACACGGUUACGAGCCAAACAUAAGCUCUGUGCCUUAUGAUCUGAGUGAGGAACAUAAAAAACGAGUACUUCUUACACAUAGUGAGAAGCUGGCUUUGGCAUACGGGCUACUCAUUACUGAUUCUGCUGGGUCUACCAUUAGGAUCAUGAAAAAUCUAAGAAUCUGUGAAGAUUGCCACUCAUUUAUGUGCGGUGCAUCUCAAAUCACUGGCAGGGAGAUUAUUGUCAGGGACAACAAGAGAUUUCACCAUUUCCGAAAUGGUGUGUGCUCUUGUGGUAACUUUUGGUAAUUGAAUGAAGAGCCGUCAGUUCUCUGAAGUGCCACUCUAAGUGAGCUUGAAGGAUCCUUUUCUUUGGAAAUUGCCAUUACUUGGUCACAAGUGCCAUAGUUGUUCAAAAGGUUUUGAAUUUCUUUUUAGACUGAGGGAUUGGAAUUCUUGCUCAACUGAAGGAUAUGAUUAAUUCAUUCAAGGACGAAUCUAAAUUCCAGAAUUUCUAUGAUCGAAGGUGCCAAGCUAGAUGACAGUCUUGCUAUAUGGAAGCCUCUAAGACUUAUCUCACUAUAAUGUCUGAUGUGUGUGCUCUCAAGUUCGUUGUGGCCUAAUAGUCAAUGAAAUGGGUUGACCAUUGGUCUUACUUGCCAUGUCAACAGAAGUCUUGCUGGUCCGGACACUGCAGUUGUAAAACAGAUGUUCCUUAUUGGUCUUACCUGCCAUGUAUACAAUUUUUUGGAGCUCAACUGGAUAAUUAACUUUGUUCUUUAGUGGGAAUAAAUGACAUAUCUGGGUUUACAUGAGGGUUAUGCUAUAUUGAUUAAUUAAGUAAAAAGUUUGUGAACUAAAUAGAGAUUACAUGCUGCUCUAGGGCUGUGAACUUCUUUGGAUCUCAAUGAGUCGAAAUAAACAAGAUCAUCUACAUUCUAAUUUUCAGAAUUUAUAAAAAUAUGGAACUAGCUCACUAAGAAGACAACCUCCUCCAGAAGUACGUUUUACAUAGAAAAGCUAGUGUUAUGGCGAUUAGAAUGUAAUGCUUUUACAUGUUUCAGAAAAGCUUCUUUCUUAUGCUCUUACGCUUGCAUCUUCUGACUUCAAUUAUAUUUUUGUGGUGUCGUUUCCCUGUGAAUGUGAAGGUCCAUUCUCCUUCGCCUACGAGGAGAGGGAACUGUUUCUCCCGGCAUCUUUGGGUUCUGAAGAUGGAGAUGUCAUAACCUGGCAAGAUCUGGUACACUACAAGCAUUUUGCUGCGGGAAGACCAACUUCUUAUCUCUUUAGAUAGCCGAGUAUUCACGCUUGUUGCAGCAAAGGACUGAAAAAGGCAAUUUUGAAGUAGGUAUUGUGUGGGGGUUCAGAAGAUUGGUUCCCGUUACUAUCGAAGUUUUUAUUGCAAAAUCAGUUUGUCUGGCAGAUGAAAUGUUCGAUCUGCUUUCAUUUCACGGUACUCCUGUUAAAUUCUCCAGCCCAUUUGGUGGAUAGUCCCGACUGUCGCAGAGAACAAGAUUGAAUCUUGAAAUUGGAAUUCUCUGUGGGCUCACACAUGAAUCAACUCUGAUGCCACGUGGGCUUCAAUCUUAUGGAAAACUAUGUUGGCAGAAAAAUAGUGGGGAACAGGAAGGGCUACUCUGAGCAGAUGCAGGAAGCAGGGGUAUUUGAUCUCGUUACAAAACGAGUUCAGGCAGCUUCUAGAAAUAGAAGCAAUUGCCUCAUCAUACACGGCCGACCAUUCAGCUUGGGCCUUUCAGUAUUACUUCACUUUGGUGUGUCCAAUUUUUACUCUGUUGUAAUAUUAACUUUGCAGAAAGAGUUGGAUGUUCUUCUUAGAAGGUAUUGUUUCAACAGUAUUUAUUUGAUGUUGUUACCGAGUAUUGGUUCUUUUUCACAUGUGAUAGACUAUGAAAUAGUCAACGUAAAUAUUAGGAUAAUCUUUUCAUAAUUAGCAAAUGUAUAUUAGGCGUGAUCUCUUCCUUAUGUAUAGUAAUUAAGUCCUAUAAUUUAGCCUAGUAUUAUGCUGACAGUUAGAUACCUAUUUUGUAUAUAAUGACUA
Messenger RNA from Lycium barbarum (goji berry), 4004 nucleotides. RefSeq names its product pentatricopeptide repeat-containing protein At5g44230. The transcript has 2 exons. Gene Ontology annotation, biological process: RNA modification. NCBI's taxonomy places the organism in Eukaryota, Viridiplantae, Streptophyta, Magnoliopsida, Solanales, Solanaceae. The record is from RefSeq and is a predicted model, not a curated record. Gene Ontology annotation, molecular function: RNA binding; protein binding; zinc ion binding. Bases 305 to 2254 code for a protein of 649 amino acids.